GCCCACAGGGCCCCACGUGGCUGCGCCUUUACGCGCGUACGUCCUUUCCACGGUUCCGUCCUCCGGCGACACAAUGAUUGGCUUCAUUCUCUCUGUGUUCGCUUACAUUUUUCAGCCAGGCAGGACUGGUGUGAAUGAGCGCACUUUCAUCGCUGUGAAACCCGAUGGUGUUCAGCGUAAACUUGUGGGGGAAAUCAUACGUCGCUUUGAAAAGAGAGGGUUUAAAUUGGUGGGCCUCAAACUUCUGCAGGUGUCAGAGCAUCUUCUCAGAGAGCACUACUGGGAGCUGAGGAGUACACCUUUCUUCAGCAGGCUGAUAAGCUACAUGAGUUCUGGGCCGGUUGUUGCAAUGGUGUGGCAGGGUUUGGAUGUGGUCAAGAUUUCACGUAAGAUGUUGGGCGAAACAAAUCCUGCAGACUCGGGACCUGGUACUAUCUGGGGAGACUUCUGUGUGGAAGUGGGCAGGAACGUGGUCCAUGGAAGCGACUCUGUGGACAGCGCGCAGAAGGAGAUCUCUCUGUGGUUUGAUCCCAUCGAGCUUCACAAUUGGGACAGGAGUAGCACCAACUGGAUCUACAACUGACAGUUUGCAUCAUGCGUGUCUGAGGUAGACUAGUGCACUAGUGCAGUGUUUCCCAUCAGGAGCUACGUGGACUGUCCUUAGGGGGUAAAAAUAUGCAAAACAUGCAGAAAAACAUUAGAAGCAAAGAGGCUUCAUGUUUUGUGCCAUAUUAUAUGUAUAUAAAGGACGAAAUAUUUUAUGAAUAUUAUUCCAAAAUGACCUCACAGUGCUGUGCAAACAAUUUAUUCUUAAAAACAAUGAAAAGUUGCAAAAUGUUUGCUAUUACUAACUCUUAUGUCGUUUUCUUAACACAUAAUGUUAAUCUGCGUUUUAUAAGCCAUUGUUACCAGUUAACUGUCUGUCACUAACACUUAUGACAAGGGCCUUAAUAUAAAGCUUUACCCAUAAUUUCUUAAACGUGAUCUCAGUUUAUAAGAAAAUAGGGUGAAAUUGAAUCACUUUUUUCUUUUUUCAAGCCAUUCUCUUAUUGAUCAUCAGUUGUGAUUGUGUUGCAUUGUACUGGGCAGUGCAUUUAUCAAGAAAUAUACAUUUUGUUUCCCCUCUAAUUAAAAAUCAGGUUGCUAGCUUUGUAAUUGGUUAAUUUCUGUGAUGAAAUUUCUGUUAACCCUCUGUUUAAGUUCCUGUGUGCGUCAAGUUAUUGCUCAUUACUGUAUGUAGAUCCUGCUGGGUGUUGGGUCAGUUUGGAACAAAAAAAGUGGGGAACACUGUACAAGUGUGUGUGUGUGUGUGAGUUGUAACUGAUAGCCACCUAGUGGGUGAGAUAAUCUCUCACCGUUUCUUUAAUCCUUUACAGUUAGGUAGGAAACAGUGAUUUAUUAUUAUUUUUUUAAUAAUCAUUGAACUAUAUUUUAAAUAAACGUGAACCAAUUGAGGUCUAACUCUGGUGUUUCUGCUGUUACUUGUCAAAAUGUAUUUACCCGUCAUGGGGGUUAUGAUCUACAUGAUUUAUCUUGAGGUGAUACAUUAAUACAAGCUGCUUCCUUUCAUGCUCCAGUCCUACACAAGUGUAACUUAAGACCACUUGGGAUUACUCUUGUUGCAGCACUUUAAAGGGUUCAUACUGUCCAAAAUCAGUUAUUCACCAUUUAUAUGGAAAGGUGGUUCCGAAUUUCAUAUGAAACAUUCUCAAAGUCCCACAAGUCUAUGCAUGUGCACGAAGAAAACAACCCUGUUAAAAGAGACAUUUAGGUCUGGAACAGCUCAUUUCACAUUUCUGUGACAUGUGUAACAGAAGUAUUAACACCUGCAUGUCCAUCCGGGUGUGAAGAUGAAGCGUUUUAAUCAGAUUAAUUUGGAAUGUCUAUUUAAGGAAUCGGUUAAGAUAAGCCUGCAUUACUAUAAAACACUAAUAUGAAUAGCAAUAUCACCUUUCUAUUGAUGAUAUGAUGUUUGACCUUGGGUGACCUUGAAAGGUCACACUCAUUUUGAAUGGCUAUCUCAAGUAAUUGGUAAAAGAUACAUCUAAGGUUACUGUUAAGCAUAAAGUCUCAUAUCACCUAGCUAUUAGUCAAAUGACCUUUGACCUUGUGUGACAUUGAAAGGUCAAGUUUAUUUGGAAUUACUAUUCCAAGGAAUUGAUUAAAGAUAAGCUCAUGGUUGCUAUUAAAUACUAAUAUGAUGUUGCUUCUUUCUGCUGGUCACGUGGCCUUUAGCUUCAAACUCAAGCUGUUUAAUUCAAACCCUUUCAAGAUGAAAUGAAUUAAACAUGGUGGAAGGGACAUGUGCUCGUAGAGGAUAAAGUGGUUACAUUUUGGACAGAAUUGUCAAAUGUUAAGACCAAGCUAAACCAUAUUUUACGGUACCGCUGAAUCACAUAGAAUUGAUUUGCAUGAAUUGGUGCACUCUCUGAAGGCGCCUUCUUAUUAAUAUCUACUGUAAAACACAGGUGUAUUCGCUUGCUGAAUAUGUGUAUAAUAUGACCCCUGGAAUAAAGAUCAGUUAGAUAUGCAACAGUAUUUUCUCUUGUUUGUAGCUCACACUAAUGUUUGGUCCCAUUCUUGCUUUGAAAUAACAGUGCUGUAUAAACUGUAAUUGAUUUUUUUUUAAAUAAAAUCUUUGUAAACUCUCGCGUCAUCACUCAUGCUUUUGCUCCUGCAUUCUGUAAAGUUAAGACAGCACACAUCAAACACACAAAAAGCUGUUUUUUUGUUUGUUUGUUUUAGCACACACUUAAGUUUAAUAUUUAAUCUGCACAGAUAGAGAUCAAUGUAUGACUUUCCAUACUGAACAUAAAGGAUGAGCCUCAUUAUGUUUGGAGAUUUACAAUAUGUCCCUUUACAAAGGUGCAAACAGCCAUUUAGCAGCGUGUCACCAAACUGUCCAAUCACCAGCCAGACGGGAGUGGAGGGUACGGGCUUUGAACCAAUUAACACCUGUGGACCGAUUCUGAGAUGCACCGCUUCUACUUUUUUCUCCCGUUUACAUUUAGACAGACAAAGUACUUCCUAACUGUGACCUCUGACCUUUUCAUAAAGCUGUGUUGACAUGCUGAUGUUCCAGAGAGCUGAAGUCUGUCCAAGUGCUGGUAGAAAAAUGACUAUAUUCUUCCAAAGAUAUUUAAAUAGAGAUGACUUUAAAAUAUUUUAGCAGACACAAAAAAAUCCCAGACUUAGGUGCUUAAUAAA
This is a messenger RNA of Thalassophryne amazonica, 3207 nucleotides long. It is a transcript of the gene nme3, whose product is annotated as NME/NM23 nucleoside diphosphate kinase 3. Gene Ontology annotation, biological process: UTP biosynthetic process; GTP biosynthetic process; CTP biosynthetic process. The record is from RefSeq and is a predicted model, not a curated record. The transcript has 5 exons. Gene Ontology annotation, molecular function: nucleoside diphosphate kinase activity. Lineage: Eukaryota; Metazoa; Chordata; Actinopteri; Batrachoidiformes; Batrachoididae. The coding region runs from base 74 to 583 and encodes 169 amino acids.